AUCCUUCCUUAAUCUGAUAACACAUUCUGUGACUUGCACCUUUCUCUGAUCCACUCUUCCGUUCCUUUGCCACUGCUCAGACUCUCCUUGCCCAUCCUCCUUGUCCAUCAUUCUCCUUCAGGACGAUUUGAGCCGGCAGUCAGAGAAAACUCCUUGAAGAUGUGAGACAGAAACCGCACAGGAAGUCUCCAUCUCUGCAGUCUGCUUCCAGACAGGCAGAAAGCCUGAUCCAUUCCCAUUCAUCAUUCAUGCUGGAAGGAACUCAAGCUGACAAUUCUUCUUCCUAUGCUUUGACAUUCUUUGUUCUAGUGAAACAGAUUUAGUCACCUGUGAUUUUGUAUUUCAUUAUCAGCUGUUAUGUUAUAUUUGUUUGUAAUUUGCAAUAAAUUAAUGAUUUGGUCUGUUAUGUGGUCCAAACUUUAACGUUUUUUGGUUUGGGUUAAAAGUUUUUUCAUUUUUGGUUGUGUUAGCAUGUGUUUUUUUUUUGAAUGACUGUUGUGGAUAUUUAAAAAAUAUAUAUUUAUGGUUCAGGAGUAAACACUGUAAGAAAUAAGCAGAGGGAAAGGUUAACAGGGAGGCAUUUUUCCAGGUGAACUUGUCAAGCUUCAUCAAAGAAAUGUGAGGGAUGAUGAGGACAAACGAAGUUCUGUCACUUCUGCUGUUCAACACCAUCGACAAUUCUCCACAUUUUACAGACGCUGGUCAGAUCUGUGUGUGUGUGAGUCGGAGGCGCCGCCAUGAAGGAGGAGGAGGGCUGCUUAGCGAGGACGCCACUUUCUGGUGAAAAGGUCAAGACUCAGAUUUGAAAGGUUUGUAUUGUAAUGCUACAGUGGAUGAGAUUGGAACCUGCUGGCCGCGCAGCAGCACCGGCAGGAUCGUGGAGCGACCCUGCCCUGCCUACAUCAACGGGGUGAAGUACAACGCAACCAGGAGUGCUUACAGGGAGUGCAUGGAUAAUGGAACGUGGGCUUUGAAGAUCAAUUACUCUAAUUGUGAGCCCAUUUUAGAAGAGAAGAGGAAAUACCCCAUGCAUUAUAAGAUAGCUCUGAUCAUCAACUACCUGGGCCACUGUAUCUCUGUGGGGGCUCUGGUCGUGGCCUUCGUUCUCUUCUUGUGCUUAAGGAGCAUCCGGUGUCUGCGCAACAUCAUCCACUGGAACUUGAUCACCACCUUCAUCCUGAGGAACGUCAUGUGGUUUCUGCUUCAGCUGAUUGACCACAACAUCCACGAGAGCAACGAGCCGUGGUGUCGACUGAUCACGACCAUAUACAACUACUUUGUGGUGACCAACUUCUUCUGGAUGUUCGUCGAAGGAUGCUACCUUCACACCGCCAUUGUCAUGACUUAUUCCACGGAUAAGCUGAGGAAGUGGGUGUUCCUCUUCAUCGGAUGGUGUAUUCCGUGUCCUAUAAUCGUCACUUGGGCCAUUGGAAAGCUUUAUUUUGAAAAUGAAAAAUGUUGGUUUGGGAAAGAACCUGGAAAAUAUAUGGACUACAUUUACCAGGGACCAGUGAUUCUCGUCCUCCUGAUAAACUUUGUUUUCCUCUUCAACAUUGUACGGAUUCUUAUGACCAAGCUAAGAGCGUCAACCACAUCGGAAACCAUUCAGUACAGAAAAGCUGUGAAAGCCACACUUGUCCUGCUGCCUCUGCUGGGCAUCACCUACAUGCUGUUCUUUGUGAAUCCGGGGGAGGACGACAUCUCACAAAUCGUUUUCAUCUACUUUAACUCCUUUUUACAGUCCUUUCAGGGAUUCUUUGUGUCUGUCUUUUACUGUUUCCUAAAUGGAGAGGUGCGCUCCGCCGUCAGGAAACGUUGGCACCGCUGGCAGGACAACCACGCCCUGCGAGUGCGGGUGGCGCGAGCCAUGUCCAUCCCCACAUCUCCGACCAGGAUCAGCUUCCACAGCAUCAAGCAGACCACAGCGGUGUGAUCAUGCAGACUUCAUCUUUCUCCUGCAUGGACAGAACAGAAACAGUGUUUACAAAAAAUUCCUUUACUGCAA
Oryzias melastigma (Indian medaka) is the source of this 2005-nucleotide messenger RNA. It is a transcript of the gene crhr2, whose product is annotated as corticotropin-releasing factor receptor 2. Gene Ontology annotation, cellular component: axon terminus; plasma membrane; dendrite. Gene Ontology annotation, molecular function: corticotropin-releasing hormone receptor activity; corticotrophin-releasing factor receptor activity; peptide hormone binding. The transcript has 14 exons. The record is from RefSeq and is a predicted model, not a curated record. Gene Ontology annotation, biological process: cell surface receptor signaling pathway; long-term synaptic potentiation; adenylate cyclase-modulating G protein-coupled receptor signaling pathway. Lineage: Eukaryota; Metazoa; Chordata; Actinopteri; Beloniformes; Adrianichthyidae. The coding region runs from base 950 to 1933 and encodes 327 amino acids.